AUGAAGUGGCUCGUCCUGGCCCUGGUGUGUCUCCAGCUCUCAGAGGGCCUGGUGAGAAUCAAACUGAAGAAAGCCAAGUCUAUACGGGAGAAUAUGAGGGAGGCUGGAGUGCUGGAGGACUACCUGAAGAAAAUUAAACAUGAUCCAGCUAAGAAAUACCACUUCAGUGAGGACUAUGUUGUGCAGGAGCCGAUAACCAACUACCUGGAUUCCUUCUACUUUGGGGAGAUCAGCAUCGGGACCCCCCCGCAAAACUUCUUGGUGGUCUUCGACACCGGUUCCUCCAACCUGUGGGUGCCCUCCACCUACUGCCGCAUGCCAGCCUGCUUCGAUCACUCGAUGUUCAAUCCCAGCCAGUCUUCCACCUUCACCUACAACGGCCAGUCCUACACCAUCUCCUACGGCAGCGGGUCGCUCACGGUGGUGCUGGGCUACGACACGCUGAAGGUAAGUGCCAUCACUGUCAAAAACCAGGAGUUUGGGCUCAGCACGAGCGAGCCAAACCAGCCUUUUGAAUAUGCCAAUUUUGAUGGCAUCCUGGGAAUGGCCUACCCCUCGCUGGCAGUGGGAGGGACGCCCACCGUGCUGCAGGGCAUGCUGCAGCAGAACCAGCUCACCGAGCCCAUCUUCAGCUUCUACUUCUCUCGCAAACCCACCUACGAGUACGGGGGAGAGCUCAUUCUCGGAGGAGUUGACUCUCAGCUCUUCCGUGGGAACAUUGUGUGGGCACCGGUGACCCAGGACCUUUACUGGCAGAUCGCAAUUGAUGAGUUUGCUAUCGGGCACUUCCUUCAGGCCCUGGGUGGCCAGGUGACCAGCUAUGGGUAUGAAGUUGACUGCAAUGAGGUCCAGAACAUGCCCCCCAUCACCUUUGUCAUCAGCGGAACUCAGCUCCCGCUCUCCCCCUCACAGAACAACGGCCUCUGCACUCUUGGCAUUGAGGUCACCUACGUGCCUUCCCCGAACGGGCAGCCCCUCUGGAUCUUGGGUGAUGUCUUCCUCAAGGAGUAUUACACCAUCUUUGACAUGGCCAGCAACUCUGUUGGCUUCGCCCUAUCGGCGUAG
This is a messenger RNA of Pelecanus crispus (Dalmatian pelican), 1065 nucleotides long. Lineage: Eukaryota; Metazoa; Chordata; Aves; Pelecaniformes; Pelecanidae. The record is from RefSeq and is a predicted model, not a curated record.